This is a messenger RNA of Enterobius vermicularis (human pinworm), 675 nucleotides long. The record is from the annotation of a GenBank genome assembly. NCBI's taxonomy places the organism in Eukaryota, Metazoa, Nematoda, Chromadorea, Rhabditida, Oxyuridae.
AUGAUGCAACUGGUGGUUCUAUUAUUUUUGUUCAACACUGCCACAACAGUACCGAUUCCCGACGGUGAAGCUGCAGUCACCAAUCUACCAGCCACGUCUGAGGCAUUGUCAAAUAGUGUCACUUCAGCAACUGUAGCGGAAACUGCAGCAACUAACAAUGCUCAAACAGUUUCUGCAGAUAGCGUUGUGACCACAGCCAGUUCCGUAUCGCCUGUCAAUGAAACAACAAGCAGCGAUGCUUCUGCCGCACCUUCAGAAGCCGUAACUACACCAGCAGCAGAUGAUAACACUACUGUUGCAACAUCAGAAUCGGCUGAUAUAAAAAAUGUUACUGCUGCUUCAGCUGAUGACAACUCAACAGCGACUACAGUGGCUGAACGGCAGAGAAGAGAUGUUUCUGAAACACUGACUGUAGAGAACAGUACUGAAACUGCACCAGUGAAUGCAACAGAAGCUCAACCUUCAGCAUCAAGUGAAGCAAUAACAAAUUCUUCAUCUACCCCAGCAGCUGUUACCAGCGAUCAAGCUUCAACAAAUUCAGCAGCAACAGGCAACACUGACACAGCAGUCUCCGCGGUAACAACCAAUGAACCUGCCGUCACUGCAGCCGCUAACUCCGAUGCAACUUCAGCUCCCGUCGCUACAAGUGAAGCUCCAGCAACAACUUCUAAAUAA